CAGCGUCGUAAUAUGCCAACAUGGACUUGGAAAAGUAUAAAGACAGAGAGCAAUAAUGAUGUACGAUAUCGAACAUGAGUGUGGACAAAACAAUAUAGACAAAGACUAUUUGACAACAACAAGGUCUUACACAUAACCAUCGUGGAAUCUUAUGUACAAUGUAAUCUUUCAGAAAGGCACCAAUGAAACAAAUUGGUUCAACAACUCAUCCGUUGGUGAUAUAACAAGAAAAGCGAGAGAUAAUCCAAGCGAAAGUGAAACUCGUAAUGAAAAGGGCAUGUGAUAGCUUAUUACUAUAUAUGGAGGAGAGGAAUAUUAUACAUUUGCGAUUUAGACCAUCACUCGACGUUUGACAUAUCAGAAGAGGAACUAUAUACAAGUGAAUUUAAUCGUUGUUAGCAUCUUGAAUGUACAGUGUAUCGUCGUUUGUCAAUAAAGUAAAUCGAUAUGCAUCGUACAUGAUCAACAAAAGAUUUAGUCAAAACGUGACAAAGUUAUGCACAACAUUACCGAUGAUGGCAUUCGAUUUGACCCUCCAAAUGUUAUACAGUUGAUAGUGAUAAUGUCACUUGGAAUAGCAGUAGUUGUCUCAAACUAUAUUGUCAUAUAUGUAAUCGUACGGACGCGGUCUUUGCGAUCCCAAUCAGGGGUCUUUAUGGCGUCGGGUGCCCUAAAUGACUCGACGAUCGGAGUAACAAGUUUGGUGUUUUUCCCUUACAUGAUAAAGGGGCAAUUUAGUAAUGUCUUUUGUAGCAUACUUGGAUAUCUUGCUUUUAGUGCUAUCCAAACGAGGCUUGGAAUAUUGACCGUCAUGAGUGUAGACAAAUGUCUCACCAUAAAUUACCCAUUCACGUAUCCCAUGAAGAUGUCGGUGACGCGUGUUGGUGUGCUCGUUUCAGUGAUAUUUGUGCAGGCGUAUUUAUUUUGUUUGCCCGUGUUGCUGCAUAGCCACACUUACCGGCAACAUGCGUUUGUUUGUGAAAUGAAUUGGUUAACGCCAUCUAUAUAUCCUUACGUUGCCCAAACCUGUAUCUACUUACAACUUAUAAUAAUGACUUCGUCACACGUCAUCCUAUUCCUCAUAGCAAGACAGCAGCUUAAGAAAAUGAAAGAACUUGGUCAAGGGGGCUCCAUAUGCGAUAAAAAGAACGAAACCUCAAAGAAAGGAUGGGUUGGGACAAAUAUCAAAUCUCAACUCAGAGGGAUAAAAACAUUAUUCCUAUUGGUUGGGAUAUUCUACAUUUGCUGGAUAACGUACAUAGUUGCUCAAAUUAUGUAUCCUACAUUUACCAGGAAUCUCGUUCAACUUCAUGUUGUUAACUUUCUCUCUAUUUGGUUAGGAGUUCUAAAUUUAUCAUGUAAUUGCAUCUUGUAUUAUCUCACGAACAAGGCAUUCUGUUCUGGAUUCAAACGGUAUAUUUUACAUAAAAGAAACACUAUUGAUACAGAAACGUCAAUGUCUUUGUCCCUGACAGGAUAAGGCAUAGACCUUGGUGUUCAGAUCGAAAAUGCUUAUAAAGUCUCCAGGAUUGAUUAAUUGAGGGGAUAAGGCGAACACUCUGAUGUUCAGAUCGUUUGUAAAAUGCUUAUAAGUCCCAAAGAUUAAUUGAUUAAGAGGGCCUUUUAGAUUUUUGAAGUUGAACUCGUUUUUACAUGUCUUUCGGAAUAAAAUAAAUCAAGCUAAUAUAAGAAAUCGA
Owenia fusiformis is the source of this 1697-nucleotide messenger RNA. NCBI's taxonomy places the organism in Eukaryota, Metazoa, Annelida, Polychaeta, Sabellida, Oweniidae. The record is from the annotation of a GenBank genome assembly.